Stomoxys calcitrans (stable fly) is the source of this 5102-nucleotide messenger RNA. It is a transcript of the gene Tab2, whose product is annotated as GATA zinc finger domain-containing protein 11. Gene Ontology annotation, molecular function: ubiquitin binding. The transcript has 6 exons. The coding region runs from base 1026 to 4127 and encodes 1033 amino acids. The record is from RefSeq and is a predicted model, not a curated record. Lineage: Eukaryota; Metazoa; Arthropoda; Insecta; Diptera; Muscidae.
CCUCAAGCAUUUAAACCGUUGACAACAUACAAAAUACCGAAGAAAAAAGUAAACCGUCAAACGGGAAAAUUAAUUCGAAAUUUUUCGUGAAUUUUCUUAUUUUAAUGUAAUAAGAAAAACAACAACAACCAAAAAAUACCAAUUGAAGCAAAUACUUUGGUGGAGCUACAUUGUUGCUAGUGAAAUAUUGACUUGCCUGUGAACAAACUAACACACAGAUCCAUAUGAUAAAAAAAUGCUAUUCUUAUUAUUUAUUGUAAAUGGUACGUGGUCCAAGUGUGUAAUACUCAAUGUGAUCAAGUGAAUCAAACAAAUACCAAAUACCACAUACUCACCCCCACCCAAGUUCUAGGUUGUGGUUUUGUGCUGACAAAUUACUUUGAAUAUCAAAAAUUUGUUAAUGUGGUGCAUUUUAUGUCAAACAAAUUUCAAUAGUGAAAUAAAAAUAAAUAUAAAUUCAUGAGUAGGAAACUAAUAAUGGAAAUUAUGUUAAGAGAAUAAGAAAAUAUGUGGAUUUGAAAAAAAGUGAAGAAAAUAAUUAAAACACAAAUAUAUAUAUGUAUAUAUACAAUAAAUAAAAAAAAUCGAUCUAAAAAAUUUAUAGAAAAAAAUACAAAAAAAGAUAGAAACAAAUAAAACCCUGUGAAGAUUUUAUAAAUCAAUUUUUUUGCAUUUUAAAAAAUAUAAUUUAUUCUACAAUUCACUACAAAGAAAACAAUAAAAAAGCAUUAACACAAUAAGAGUUGGAACCAAAAAAGUUUCUUUAUUAUUAUAUUGUACAAAAGAAUAUAUUAAGAAGCAUUUAAAAAUCAUUAUCAACCAUAUUCAGCACCAACUGCAGCAAAGUAAAAAUCAAAAUACAAAACAAAACUCGUGUCAAUGUAUUAAAAAUAUUAACCAAGACAAGUGCCGUUGAAAUUUUUGUCUCUGUAAAUAAUUUUCUCUAUGGUGUACUUAAAAGUUGUACAAUAUCUCAAUUUUUUUUACUAGAAAAUGUUUGGGAUUUUGUUAAAUGAUGGCCAAAAAUGGCGGCUAAACCACCAAGGCCGCCAGGAAAUUUUCUAAAAAGCUCAGAUAAUUGCAUCAGCAACAACAACAACAAUAAUUCCAUUACCUCCCUUAAUAACACCGAAAACAUAAACAGUGAUAGACGUGCAUCAACGACAACCGUGUCUUCCACAAGCACCAACGUUGCAAACGAGAAUUGCAACAGCAAUAACAUCCCUCUCAAAAAGGCCACUUGUAGUUGUACGAAUAUAACUAUAAUGCACUUGUUCCAUGAGAUGAAACAAGAAUUUCCCACCAUACCAGAUACCAUAGUGACCCAAUGUGUCAAUGAGAACUGUCAUCAACGUGAAAAUUGCAUACAAAUGUUACGAAAUGAAUUGGAAUUGAAUCCAAUACCGGUUCAAAGUUAUCCUGCCAAAGUUCUGCAUCCGCCAAACAACAACAACAAUCAUCAUAACCAUCACUGCAGCAACAACAACAAUAGUAAUCAUCAUCAUCCGGCAACAUCACCUAAGCCUCCAUUACAACAGAAACCUUUGGGGUUGCAUCAGAGGCCACAGCUGAAGCCUCCGUUGAAACCAGUAAGACCAGCACCACAGCAACCACCGCACGCUCCAACCCCACCACCCCCACCACCGCCAUUAGCUUCAACGGCGAUUUUGAAAAAUAAGCCAAAUUCAGUACUUUUAAAAAGAAGCGCCCAUACGUCAAGUUUAGUAAAUAAUAGCAAUAAUAAUAGCAACAAUAACAACACUCCAGUGCGUCGGCAAACAGUUGAAACCUUGUUAUCUAGUGCUGAUAGUGUAGGUGGUGCAGAAGGGGAAGUGGGGCAGGAAGGCAGCGUAGAUAUUAAUGAAAAAUUUCAUGCUAUGCCAGCAACAAAAACAAAUACAACUAUUGAGAAGCCACAGCAGCAGAGCCAACUAACAAAUUCACACCAUCUACAAGAGGUGAAUAACAAAAACGCCACCACCACCACCACCAGUGUUGAGAAUGGCAAUAGUGUUGGUGAGACAACGACGACGACGACGACGUCGAAUGAGAAUAAUAUACCCAGAGCAAGACCAACUACGCUCAAUUUAAAUACACAACAACAACAGAGACAACGUUUAAAUGUUCAAUUGCAAGAGCAUUUUUUGCAACAACGUAAUAAACCUCAGCAGCAGCAACAACAACAGCAGCACCAGCAAAUAGCUUUAUCUCAAACACAAACAAAGGCAACAGCGGCAACGCCGCCGCCAUCCUCAUCAACGUCGUCGCCAUCAAUAACAACAAGUGCCGGCGUCAUUAUUAAACCUUUGCGCAAAGCCCCAUUACCCCCCAUUGCUCCCAAACCUGUUCUGCCUCAGCAGCAGCAAUCAUCAAAUUCUACGCCAUUUAACAACACCAAUAAUUAUAACCAUAACGAUUCUCUCUCCAGUCACACCAACAGCCCCUUAUCGGAAUCGGAGAUUUCCCUUAGUGUUUCAUUAUCGACACCACCCUCUCCCACUUCAUCAACCACUUCCACAUCGACCACGUCCAAAACUCACCACACACACAAUUUGCAAAACAAAUCGCCCAUCAGGCAUCGUUCAGUCAUAACAUUACAACCCGAGCCACCGUACACGCGUGAUUUUUUCCAAGCAACCACACCAUCAUCGACAGCAUUUGGCUCGCCAACGACAGCAGCAGCAUCGGUUACACUAACACCAACCACCGCCAACUCUUCCGUGGUCUCUUCGCCCACAAAUUCCGGCUACAGUGGGUGUUCGCAAAAAAGUUACACCUCGGUCAAUCUCACGCUGAGACCGCCCACCACCGUCCCAAACUCGGCCUUACAGCCGUCGGCCAUUGAUAUAACUGCCGGUCCCGGCUUUUCGGGUGCCAGUGGGAGCGGCAAGAGUCUUUCGUAUUCGAGCACAUCGUACGAUGCGAGACUGGGUUAUCAGCAAAAUUUCCACAUAACCGUUACGGACGAAGGUGGUGUCUUCAGUGCCAGUCGCCGUCGACCACAGCAACAACAGCGCACUGCAAGUCAAGUAAAUAUCUGUGAAAAUCAAUACGAUGGUAAUUCGGAUGGUGAUAAAUACAAUCAUGUAAAUUCUUUAUAUGCUGAACAGCAACAACAUUUACAACAAGCACAGCAGCAGUAUUUGCAACAACAACAGCAGCAACAACAACAACGUCAGCAGCAAUUUCACAACAAUAGGGAUUUGCAUCAAAACAAUUCACCUGCUCCACGUAGCCUAAAAUCACCGCAGGGUAUUGGCAGCGGUACAUUUGGAAAUAUGUGUUUGGCACCUCAAAAAGCGGAAGAUGAAUUUGUGGCCGAAAUCCUGGAGCGCCAAAAGAAAAGACGUGACAAAUUGGCUGCGGCACUGCGUGAAAACAAAAAACGCUUGGGUCAAGUGGAGCAGGAAGUCAAUUUAAUAACAGGUCCCAUACCCAUGGGCCUUAACGAAAGACUGGAUAUAGAAAUACAGAAAUUAAGGGAUGAGUGUCAAGCAAUGCUUAGAAGUAGUAAUCCAAAUCGAGCACAGCCCCCAUCAUCACAACCACAACAACAGCAGCAACAAUUUCCACCACAACCAUUCCCACGACAGAGAUCAUCAAGACCUCCACCACGACCACCGCCACCACGUCAAACUAGCUUAGAUAUAAUACAGCAUCAUGCCACACCCACAACACCUCAUACACCUGCCUCGUUGCCGAAUUUCAGCAAUGCAUCAUCGCCCAUACUGGGGUUAAGGCAACAGCAACAACAAUUGCAACAUUCACACUCAGUAUCGCCUUCAAUCUAUCAGCAGCAGCAACAAGUACCGCCACCACCCUAUCAAAUGACUUCGUUGCCUUAUCAGCAGCAUCAUAAUCAUCCAGCCUUCAAUUCCUUGGACGAAACCUAUUUUUCGGACACUGACAAUGGCGAAUAUGAGGACGAGGAUGAUGAUGAGGAUGAAUUGGAGCUGGAGCACUGGGAGUGCAGCAUGUGUACAUUCCGUAACCAUCCGCAAUUGAAUACAUGUGAAUGCUGUGAAAAUGUUAGAAUUUUACCUGAACCAGUACUUAGUAGAGAAGAUAUACAUAUAACUUUAUCACCUGGUGAAAAUAGAAUCAUCCAUUCUUGGAUUGUGUCAUGACCCAAUGACAAAAGAUCAUAACGUCUGUAUUACCAAAAUAUAACGGGGCGUUUUGAUCUCUGUGUUUAUGUCAUUGUGGAUUUUCAGCAAAUAAGCUGAGACAAAUGGAAAUUAUGAGAGAGCAGCUCUAUAAUCUCAUGAUAUUAUGCUUCUAAGCUCACCUGUAAAUGCAAAGCUUUUUGGUAUGCUGUGAAAAGCCAUGGCAAUGCUUUGGUGAAAAGCUACAAGGCGAGAGAAAAAGUGGAGUGAAAGCUGUGGCAAGCUAAAUUUCUGAGUCCAAGAAACUGUGGCUACCUUGGUGAAUGACGUUUAUCUGGAUUUUGUGAAAUAUUUAAAGCUACAGAAAUUCUCGAACGAAAUAAUUCAUUUUGCUUUGUUAUAGAUCUAAAUAUGCAACGAAAAGUUUUUUUUUUUUUAUUUUAUUAGAAAUCUAUUUUAUAUAGCCAUACCUAUAUGUAUAUGAUCAUAUGCUAAGAUUAUAGAUAAAUGAUUAAACUGAAUAAAGUCUAUAUAUACAUACAUAUGUAGUUGUAGGUUUAUAUCUUAAGAGAAUAUCAUAUACCUACUGAAAAAAGCUGCUGGCAGCUUAUGUGAUUUUUAAAAAUAAUAAUUGUUAAUAAAAAUCUAUACUAUUUAGAAAAUAUAAGAAAUUAUUUCGAUUAAGUAAAAGACUUUGUAUUUUUAAUUCAUAGUGUACAUUAAAAUUAUUUAUUCAUGUAUAGUAUAUAUUAACUGUAAUUAUCAUUUAUUGUACAUAAUUAAGUUUAUGGUUAGAGAUAUUAUUAAAGGUCAGCUAAGCUUUAAAACAACGAAACAAAUCCCAACAAUAUACACCCCCAUCCCCGAAGGAAAUAUUUAAAGUUUAUAGAUUUUUGAUACACAUGUAUGUACAUUUUCAAAUGGAGAUUUAAAUAAAUUUCUCAUACAUUUACAUUUGCCACAUAUCCAAUUACUACAGACAUGAAAAUUAACACU